Molecule: messenger RNA, 1569 nt
Organism: Chenopodium quinoa (quinoa)
Lineage: Eukaryota; Viridiplantae; Streptophyta; Magnoliopsida; Caryophyllales; Amaranthaceae
Product: probable 2-oxoglutarate-dependent dioxygenase ANS
Exons: 5
Coding region: 313-1389 (358 amino acids)
Source: RefSeq, a predicted model, not a curated record
UCCAAAAUAAGGUAAAAAUAAAACUCCAUCAUAUUAAAUCAUCAUAAAUUAAGGGUGACAAGAAGUUUUAAUAAACUCAUAACCACAAAAAAAUAAUCUUAAGAGUAACUUCAAAAAGGCAUUUAAAGCCAUUAAUAAUACAACCAAAACGACCAAUACACUGUGGUAUGGAAAUAUACUAUGUACCAUGACUUCCUCAAUAUAAGUAAACCUUUCCAUAUUUAAGCCACGGCUUUUAAAGUUGUUCUACAAUUUGCUUCUCAAGCUAAUUAAUUGGUUUGUUAUCUAACUAGUUUAGCUUCACUUUAUAUCAUGGCUGCAUUACCUACGGCUGCGUUCAAGCCUGUGCAAGAAGUACUCGAAGGCGAAGGCGUUGUGCCGGGGAGAUACAUCAAACACAAGGAUGAACACACACAAGAAGAUGGUGAUGUUCUCCUUCCUAUGAUGGAUUGUACAAUAAUUGACCUCGCGCUCCUUUCAUCAUCAUCUCCUCAAGAGCUUGCAAAGCUUCACUCUGCCCUUAACUCGUGGGGUUGUGUCCAGGUUGUCAAUCAUGGCAUGACAAGUUCAUUUCUUGACGAGGUACGAGGAGUCAUUGAGCAAUUUUUUGCACUGCCUACAAACGAAAAGCAAAAAUACUUUCGCAAAGAGGAAUCCGGUUCAUCUGAUGCGCCACUUGAAGGCUAUGCGAACGAUGAUGUAUACCAACAAAAGACUUUAAAUUGGAAUGAUAAUAUGCACCUCCUACUUUUUCCAUUGGCUAAGUGCAAAUUUGAGCUUUGGCCUCAAAAACCUUCCAAUUUCAGGACAAUUUUAGAGAAUUAUACGACUAAAUCAAAGAUGUUAUUUGACUCACUCCUAAGAGCUAUGGCACGUUCAUUGAAACUGGAUGAGAACAACUUCUUUGAGCUAUGGGGGAAUGAUGAAGAAGAUACAAUACUUGGAAGGUUCAAUUUUUAUCCUCGAUGCCCGGCCUCAAAUCGAGUCGAUGGUUUAAAACCACAUGGAGAUGGAUCUGCCAUUACCAUUGUCUUACAAGACAAUAAGGUUGAAGGGCUACAAAUUUUGAAAGAUGGUAAGUGGUUUAGGGUUCCUAUCAUCCCUGAGGCUAUCUUACUCUUUAUUGGAGAUCAAAUGGAGAUUGCAAGUAAUGGUAUAUUCAAGAGCCCAGCCCACAAAGUUGUUGUAAGCCCAUAUAAUGAUCGGGUAUCUUUAGCCAUGUUUUGUAUUCCAAACCCAGAAAAAGAGAUAGGGCCUCUAAAGGAACUGAUAAACGAAGAUAGGCCCCAAUUAUACAAAAGGCUCAAGGACUAUGGUAAAAUUUUCUUUCAAUACUACCCUGAGAAUGAUGCGGAUAGGUUGAUCCACACAGUAAAGAUCAACUAUUAAUUUGUAUUUGUUCCAAUAUAGAAACACAAAUUCUAUUCAUGUGGAUUUAGACAAUAAGCCUAUCUGUUGUUGAAUAAUUGGUCGAUUAUUAAUUGUUUUUCAAUGAUAAUAGCCAUAUCCUCAUUACCGACUUUUAUAUUGUUGUUUUACAAAUCCAUAAUAAUAGAGAAGAAAUCAUCU